This is a messenger RNA of Vavraia culicis subsp. floridensis, 1021 nucleotides long. RefSeq lists its product as uncharacterized. Lineage: Eukaryota; Fungi; Microsporidia; Pleistophoridae. The record is from RefSeq and is a predicted model, not a curated record. The transcript has a single exon. Bases 6 to 998 code for a protein of 330 amino acids.
AAGCAAUGAGUGUUCGAACAUUUGCUGAUGAUUUAGUAAAGAAAUUCGUAAUUAACGAUAAUUCUGAUGAUACGGACGAUUCAGAGAAGCAAAAUGAGGUGUUACAGAUAAAUUUGGUACCUGGCACGCUGUACAUGAACAUGUCGGGCAUCAUAGGGAAAUAUGGCAAUCACUCAAGGCUUGAAAGCUUUUAUGUGGUGCUCAAGAACAAGGACGGCAUUGUGGGCGCAGAAGAGGUUAAGCGGGAGUAUGGAAAGGCGUUUGAUGUGUUCUUCAAGCUGAGAAUAGAGGAUAGCUGCGAGUUCAAGCUUAUUUUGUACCUGAAGUACAAAAAUAUGACAUUUGAUCAUCUGCAGAGCGGCAGUAUCAAGGCGUUUGAAAAGAAUCUGAAGAGAUACGGCGAAUGCACGAUUGACUGUGACAAGGAUGACAUUAAGAAAUGGCACAACGGUGUGCAUUUUGUAGACUAUGCCUUGAAGAGGCACAGCGAGCCCAACAUUAUCAAACGCUUUUUGGAGCUGUUUGAGCCCGACCCACCGGAGAUAUACGGGCUGAAAGCGCAUAUGAGCUACAUCGCAUUUGAGGAGCAACGGGCAAUACAGGCACGAACGAUCAACAGUCUGUCUGAUCUCAAGGAAUGGUUGCGGUUCAGACAAAACACCUACAAGAAGUUCUUCCACGGCUACAUAAAUCUAAAGGGCCACGGUCUUGAACACUGCACACAUCUGUGGAAAAGACGAUACAUUGAAUGGAACGGAUACAAAAUCCGCAUUUUCAACGUGUACACGAAUGAAAAGAUAGGCACUGUUGAUGUCUCGAACGCGAGUGUGCAGUGUGUGGACGUGGAACCGAAAAACUUUUUGAAGGAUAAUUUGAUGCGAAUAAAUGUUGAGAGCGGGUACAUGGAGGCACAUUUUGAUAGUGUUAAAAGCUAUGAACGGUGUUUGAGUGCGGCCAAGUUUGUCUUUGGACGUGUGCAUAGAUUGAAGAAUUGGUAAAGGUAAAUAAAGCAUUUGAAUCA